AAUCUAAAACAGGAUAAGUGAGCUAAGUACAUCACCAAUCUUCAAACUUAGAAACUCUGUGAAGUGAAAACCACUGCCACUGGGGGUAGUGAAGAAAAAGCAACAGAAGCACACAACACACAAUGAAUAAGGAUUCAGAAGAAGAAGAAAAACACUCAGAGCAAAACAACAACAUGAACAAGGAGAAUCACUUUCAGCACCACCCAGUUUCUGAACCAUCACCAUCCACCAGUUUCCACUCUCCUUCCCACCGAACCACCAGCAAAUCCCCUUCACCACCACUCCACUCCCUCUCCGACUCCCCAAUUUCCGACGGCCACGGCGAAUUCUCCCCGCCGCAGCCCGAUUCAUCGAUUUCCGAUGACCACUGCUCCCCCACUCACGAAACCCCUCAAAUCAGCCACACCCACUUCCCCUCGCCCGUCGUGGUCGCUCACCGCUUCCAGGUGGAGCCGAAGGUGGUCACGAAAGUAGAUCCCCCCGCCGAAGAGGGUUUCGUCGGUGUCAAAGACGUUGAACAAGACACCGGUAACCGCCGAAUGAGGCCAGAUGUGACGAGUUUGUUGAGUUCGAAGAAAGUUACUCUGUUGAGCAAGGUUUUGAUGGGUUUUAGAGUCACUGCUUUUGUGUUCUGUUUGGUGUCUUGCUCAGUGUUGGCUUCUGAUAAGAAAAAGGGUUGGGCUCAAGAUUCGUUUUAUUCAUACAAGGAAUUCAGGUAUAGCAUGGCAGUGAAUGUGAUUGGGUUUGUGUAUUCUGGGUUGCAGAUUUGUGAUUUGGGGCUGUACUUGAGCACAGGAAAGCACGUAGUGGAGCACCGGUUAAGGGUUUAUUUCAGUUUUGCACUUGAUCAGAUCUUGACAUACCUUCUAAUGUCAGCAUCAUCAUCGGCUGCCACUAGAGCCUAUGACUGGCAGUCCAAUUGGGGUGAGGACAAGUUCCCUUACAUGGCAAAUGCUUCCGUGGCUUUAUCCUUCGUUGCUUUUGCGGCCUUUGCCUUGGCCUCUCUUGUCUCAGGUUCUAUCAUCUGUAGGUUUAGAUAGUUUAUAUGAAUAUUGUGAGUGAGAUGUGUAAAAUCUUAUGUGGUUCUGGAUUGGAAAGUGCCCUGAACUUUCCGAAAGAGGACUCACUUUGUACAGAGAAGGGAAAAUUUAAUCAUGCUUGUGUCCAUUUUAUAUUGUAUAGAUCCAAAUCGGAUUAUUUACAAGUUGUUGAACUAGCAUGUCUUUGUACUUAAGUAUUUAAUAAGAUAUGUAGCAUGCUUUCUUCACAAGAGAUGGAUUGACUUGGGGUGACUGGGUGAGGUUGGUGAUGUUUCUCAAGUAGAUUUGAAGGAUAAUUGUUAUGAAUGCAAGUGAGUCUAGUGCCCACAUUAGUUAAGAAUAAAAUAUGUGACCCAUGUAGCUGAUGCCAUAAGAUGUGGUGUCCGAUUCUCUAGAUGGUCUUCAAUGUUGGCUCAUUGGUGCAAGUUCUCUUACUCUGGGUCCCCCCUACCUCCUAACAAGUGGUAUUAGAGUCGAUGAUGACAACCAUGAGUGGUUUUUGGAUUGUUUCCCCCGAGGGGGAAAAUAGUGUAAUGUUGAUGUGACUCACACUUGAGGGAGAUGUCAUUGUGAAUGCAAGUGAGUCUAGUUUGAUGUCUUGUGUUUUCUUGGCUCAUUUUCACUUUGAGCUCUCCUUUAGCACUUAAUGUACACCUGACUUGAAUAUUCUUUUAAAAAGAAUUCUAUUUAUCUCGGCACAGUAUAACA
This is a messenger RNA of Lotus japonicus, 1748 nucleotides long. RefSeq names its product CASP-like protein 4A1. The record is from RefSeq and is a predicted model, not a curated record. The transcript is spliced from 3 exons. Bases 123 to 1040 code for a protein of 305 amino acids. Lineage: Eukaryota; Viridiplantae; Streptophyta; Magnoliopsida; Fabales; Fabaceae.